This is a messenger RNA of Linnemannia hyalina, 3513 nucleotides long. The record is from the annotation of a GenBank genome assembly. NCBI's taxonomy places the organism in Eukaryota, Fungi, Mortierellomycota, Mortierellomycetes, Mortierellales, Mortierellaceae.
AUGUCUGACGCCAAGGCUUUGCCCACUUGGUGCCUGCCAGGGGAGAUAUUCAAGACGACCUUUGAGGGCGUGUUCGGAUUCUACCCGGUCGAUACUCGUGGAAAACCUCUCUGCGGUGACGCUCUCGAUGCAAACCUAGCAGGACCAGGACUGGAAACCACAACAGCCACAGGGGCAAAACGCCUCGACCACAACAACCCUAAUGAUACCAGUUCAGGAAAAGGGCAUCAUCACCAGCAACACCACGGUCACCACGGUCUUGGCCACCAGCAACACCAUAGUCGCAGUCGAACCCACCCUCACAGAACGGCACCAUCGUCGUUUGAUGCACACUCUACUUCUAGUCAGCCAGGGCCACAUUCGCUGACGCGGCUGGUCAUUACCAACUUCCGCUUGUGCUCGCUACCGCCCUUGGUUGCUGACCAGGACUCUAUCCGCCAACAAGUCACUCUCGGAUCGAUUGCGUCCCUGACUAUGCAGGGGUGCCAGAUUACGAUCACACUCAAGUUCGAUUCGACUCAGUACAUCAUUUCCCAGGCACCUCAGGGACCUCCACAAAUCGUCGACGUGCUGACUACACUACGACGAGUUGUUUUCAACGAGGACACCAAGCCUCGAUUUCCUUUCUUGAUGGGCUGGGAACUCCUGGGUGCUGACACGAAGGAAAGUUCGAGUGUCAUUUCUGGAAAGUUGCAGCAUGCCAGCAAUACCAGGAAGAGCUCCUUAUGGACGGCGGAGGAUAUUAUCGCUCCAUUAUCAGACAGCGAGACGGAGCAACCGGAUCAGCAGCAGAAGAAUGGUUCUCAGACGAAAGGAUCGCAAAGGACGAUAACGCUGGGAUGGGAUGGCGGGUUCAACCUACGACAGGAGUUUGAUCGACUACAGUAUGACAAGAACCUCUGGACCGUGGCGCAUGUCAACGCUGACUAUGAGUUAUCGCCAACAUACCCUGAGGGAUUCAUCAUGCCUGCUGCAUUCCUAGGACUCGACACCAAGCCAUAUUCAAACAGUCAAACGACAAGGUUACCACCAAAAACGGGAUUCAGACCACAAGGACAAUCAGCAGGACCCAAUGCCCAUACCCAGUACCCUCCAGCCCCACAUCGAUACCCUCCAGCCCAGCCAUCUCUUUUACAGCCCGAGGAUUCAGACGCAUGUCUCCGACAGCUUGCAGCUUUUCGAUCCAACAAGCGUUUCCCUAUUAUCUGCUGGAAGGCUCCCGAUAGUGGACUUGUUUUGAUGAGGAGUGCGCAGCCCAUGGUGGGCUUUCUGGGAGCUCGUGGCCCGGAAGACGAACUGUACAUCAGGACGGUGCUCAACACGGCGUGCAGGGAGCAUCAACUCUUGCAUGAGAACAAGAUCACGCCGAGGCUAUGUAUCAUGGACGCUCGUGCUUACUCCUCCGCGGUAGCUAACGGAUAUCUUGGUGGAGGACGUGAGAAUCCAGCCCUUCUCAAGGCCGUCUCCGCUCACGCAGACUCGCCCAAUUGGUACGCAGUGAUUGAGUCGACAGGAUGGCUCACACAUGUGGCAGACGUGCUCAAGGCUGCUGCUGGGCGUGACGGAGUUGUUGGAAAGAUGCUUGAAGGACAGUCCUCCGUUCUUGUGCAUUGCACGGAUGGUUGGGACAGGACAACACAGCUGGUCUCGUUGGCUCAAAUUCUUCUCGACCCAUACUACAGGACGAUCAAUGGACUGCGGGUCCUCAUAGAGAAAGAGUGGCUCUCCUGUGGCCACCCGUUCCAUUCUCGGACAGAGGUGGCCCCAAAUCAAAAGAAACCAAGCACACCAACAGUGGACGAAGAGUCGUCAGAGUCAUGGAAGUUGGGCGCGAACGCGAUCCAUUCGAGUCCCAAUGGCGCUAAAGAGUCGCUUUCGUAUUCUCGAAAGUGGCUGAACCGCGUUUAUGGCGAGCAGGAGUCGCGACUGGAUCCAAAACCCAUACCGUCUUUUUCUUACCAUAUGGAGCCACCGCAACAACAACAUCAUUAUCAUCAUCAGCAGCAGCAGCAGCAGCAGCAGCAGCAGCGGGAGAACAUGUCUAGGCAGACUAGGACGCCAUUUUACGCCAACCACCCGUUCCCAGAACCUCUGAGCUCACAUCAGACAAAAGGGUCACCAGCCUUUUCGGAACAGGGGCCAUCACAGCAACAACAGCAAGGGCAUUCGACUACACCUGUCAACGCUCAGACAGUUCCUAUAUCGCCGUCACCGGUGUUCUUGCUCUUUUUGACCUGUAUCCACCACAUUGUUCAACAACACCCGAAUCAAUUCGAGUUCAACGACUACCUACUCCUUGUCCUCGCCCGUGCUGCAUCGGGGUUCUCGCCCUUUGGAGACUUUUUGUUCAACUCUGAGCGGGAGCGGGCUCAAGAGCGAUUACGGCACCGGUCUCCGUCUAUCUGGAAAUGGAUCCGUCGGAACCGGGGGUGGUUUACGAAUCGCGAUUUCAUACCCGACGAUGCGCCGAUUACGCAGAGUGGCUCAUCAUCAUUGGGAUCGUGGAGGGAGAAGGUUCUGCAGGUUCAGACAGGCGGGCGGUAUACGACACUUUGGUCCGAGUAUUACUUCAACACCACGCCUACUUGGUACCCUGACACGCGGACAGUGUUGUCAACCCCGCUUUAUCUCUAUGGGCGGAAAGGGAGGGAGGCGCAUCAGGUCUUGCGACGGCAGCAACAACAGCACCAUACAGACAAUCUGGCCAACUCGUGGUGGUCAAGUCGAUUUGAUCAGAACCAACUGCAGAUGCUCACUUUUCCGGGGCUCUCGCCUCAACAGCAGCAUCAUACUCGAACCCCACUCCCAUCCUUGGCGGACUGCCCAGUGGCAGCAAGGGUGACCACGAUCCCUCCUGGGCUGGCACUUUUGAGAGGCGAGGAGAUGUAUACUUAUUACAUGCUGGCGCAAUAUCUGCGUGCUACGCGGAGAAGGCAGGUUGAGAAGGCGCUGUUGGCGUGGCGGGAAUGGACCAAGGAGCGAAAGGAGACCAAGUCUGUGCAGGAGGCUGGGUGGGUUCUGGGUGGUGUUUCUGGAGAGAGUAGUGGUCAGGAGGAUACUGCCCUGGAUCACCGUGAUGGUAGUGGGGAUGAUGAGGAUGAGGAUGGUAGUGACAGCGAUGACCAGGUAACUGCGGGAGUCAACAACCGUACUUUGCCGCGAUCCAAGAAACGUUCUUCUGUUCGUCGUUCUCCACCAGAGCUCAAGAUUGUCGCUGCGCGCAAAGGUAUCCAGUCCGAGAUGGAGCGGAUCAUGGAGGGUGGACCGUUCUUUGGCAAGGGUCCCGUUCAGCACGAAGACGAGACUGACGAAGAACCAGAGCCAGAGCUAGGGCAAUUGAGUAUAGAAGCGGGGAUGAAAAUUGCUGCAGGGACGAGGAUGGAGAACCUGAAGGAUAUCCGACUAGAGGUGAUGACGGAUCUGAAUGUGGAUGACCUGGAUGAGUCGUUUGAUGACUUUGGGUUCCCUGUUAGUCUUGUCCAAGUCAAUACCGCUGCCGUCGCCAAGGUGUGA